AUGAUCAACCAAUCUGUAACUUUGAUCUCGUCGCUGGCAGGCUCCACCAUGGGCGCUGGAGCCUCUAUGACAAAGGAUUCGGGCAACUAUAUACGGCUUCAGACACCGUCACGAAUUGUCACGGCUUUUCUUAAUCUUGCCAAUAAACCACACCAAGCACCAUUAGUAGCUGCCAAGACGCAAUGGAAAAUCGCCCAUCAAUUUGCUAGAGAUACCUCGACAAAUGAGCAAGAAUUACUACAGCUGCUGCACGACCCUGUGGGACAGAAACACAUCGGCGCUUUUGCAAAGAAAAUCAUGACAUCCGAGACGUUUUUCUGUUGGGUCGAGAUAAAAGAAUUUAGAGAAGCACCAUCCUCCGGAUAUCGUAAAUCGAUGGCCAAGCUCAUCUACCGCAAAUAUAUUAAAAAUGGAUCGACUAUGGCGCUAGGAAGUAUCACUUCUGAUCUUAUCACUCAUUACGACAAGCAAAUCGCGGAGUUAGAUACAAAUCAUGGCGCGAGUGCGACGUUAGAUUUUUUUGAUCCCUUAAUGGCUAAUAUCGUUGCCGAUAUGUGUCAAAACACGUUUAUACGUUUUAAGGCUUCACCAGAGUAUGAAGCUUUCAAAAAAGACUUGAAGGAUACAUACAACAAAGUCACAAUUGAAGACUUUGAAUACUUGGAAGUUCUUGGUAGUGGUGGCUUUGGUCGUGUUGUGCAUGCGCGUAAGAAGUCUACCGGCAAACAUUAUGCGAUGAAAAUUCAGCUGAAGACUGGUCUACUGGACGAACAUCACGAUCAAUUGAGCCAGAUUACUUCAGAAAAGGAUAUCUUACAAAUUUGCCAUAACCCGUUUGUCUUAGAUAUGCACUACAGCUUCCAGACUUCAGCACACGCAAUCAUUGUAACAGAGCUUGUGCGUGGUGGCGACUUAAGCGACGCUUUAAAAGCAUGUCGAGAAGGCUAUAUCCAUGAAGACCGCGUUCGACUGUAUGCAGCCGAGAUCGGGUUAGCUCUUAACCAUAUGCACGAGCUGGGGCUUUUGUAUCGAGACUUGAAACCUGGCAACGUACUUCUUGGGGAAGAUGGACACGUAAUUUUAGCCGACAUGGGACUUGCCACUGGUUUUGAUCCACUGAAAUUGCAGAAGGAAGAAUCAGGAGAGUUUUGGUACACGGCAAUCCAGCCGAAACUAACGCGCAGGAGAACAACAGUCGGUACACGUGGCUAUAUGGCUCCAGAAAUUGUAUCUGGAAAAUUAAUGAAACGUAAUGAGCGGCAAGGGUACACUUACGCGAUUGAUUUUUGGUCUCUCGGUGUUACGAUGUUUGAGUUGUUGUGCGGUUUUCGGCCGUUCACCUCACCGUCGACCGGCAAUUAUUUUCAAGACUUGGCCAACGAUGAAACUUAUGGGCUUUCUCCACGGUCACAACUUAAAAUUGAACUUGAAAGGAUGGCACAAUGUGUGACGUUCCCGUCGCAUGUUAGUCCAAAUGCCCAAGACUUUCUGAAACGCUUAUUGGAGGUUUUGCCAGAAAAUCGACUCGGCUGCAAUGAUGAAAAGGGGUUUGUUGAAUUUAUAGAGCAUCCAUUUUUUGAAACAAUUGACUGGGAAAAGCUCAUGAUGAAACACAUUGAUCCCACAUUCAAACCUGCUGUGCAACUGCUAAGUGACAAGAGAAUUUUUAACUCGUACGAGCAAAUGAUGUCGUACUUUGACACACGAGACAAGGACUUCUCUCGAUACGACUGGUAUGCGGAUCCAGAUCCAGAAAUGCAGAAAUAUUUUGAUAAUUGGGAGUUUAUUUCGCUUAACACGUUACGAGCUGAGCUGGGAAUUGCCAAGGAGCUUGACGAGAUGAAUAUUCCGUACAAAGUGCUUCAGCUUACUGGUGAAGACAGCAAGGGUAAGUUUACUGCAAACAAAUAG
Molecule: messenger RNA, 1911 nt
Organism: Plasmopara halstedii
Lineage: Eukaryota; Oomycota; Peronosporomycetes; Peronosporales; Peronosporaceae
Product: agc protein kinase
Exons: 6
Coding region: 1-1911 (636 amino acids)
Biological process (GO): protein phosphorylation
Molecular function (GO): protein serine/threonine kinase activity; ATP binding
Source: RefSeq, a predicted model, not a curated record